This is a messenger RNA of Neoarius graeffei (lesser salmon catfish), 1803 nucleotides long. Its product is annotated as UDP-glucuronosyltransferase 1A5-like. Gene Ontology annotation, molecular function: UDP-glycosyltransferase activity. NCBI's taxonomy places the organism in Eukaryota, Metazoa, Chordata, Actinopteri, Siluriformes, Ariidae. The record is from RefSeq and is a predicted model, not a curated record. The transcript has 5 exons. The coding region runs from base 1 to 1803 and encodes 600 amino acids.
AUGCGUGGACUUUGGUCUCUCACACGACACAUUCGAGAAGCUUUACUCAAACUGCUCUCAGAUAAAGCAGAGUGUCAGAGAGAGACACAGAAACAAAAGGACAGAAUUUGGCCAUUUGGACAUAAUAUAAACAUGGUUUGUUGGUGUGUUUAUGUAUUUGUUGUUCAGCUGCUGUGUUCAGUUUUAUCUAAGGCCAGUGUUAAUGAAAGGACAAUUUUUGGCCAUUCUGAGAAAAUCGGCGUGUUUGAAGGAACAAGCAAUUUUGGGAGUGUAGAUGGCACCGGACCCAGUGAGACAAAGAGUACCGGCAGGGUGCUGGUGGUGCCAAUGGAUGGGAGUCACUGGAUCGUGAUGAAGGCUGUGGCAGAGGAACUGGGCCGCAGAGGCCACACUGUGCUGGUGCUGAUGCCGGAGGUCAGCAUGCGUUUGGACUCUGGGAAGCAUUACAUGAGCAAAACAUUUCCGGUUCCAUACACACAGGAUCUGCUUAACCAACUGGCAAAAACUUCCCAGCAGCUGAUUGGUUCUACAGCAGGUCUGAUGGAGAGAAUCUCAGGGAAACUGAAACACAUGAGAGAGAUUAUGAAUCUGAUAAUCUCCACGAGUGAGAGUUUGUUAUUUAACCAUGACCUGGUGGAGUUUUUACAGAAGCAGCAGUUUGAUGUGGUACUGACAGACCCUGUGAUGCCAACUGGAGCCAUUUUAGCCUUUAACCUGUCUCUACCAGCCAUCUACAUGCUACGUGGUUUACCAUGUGGGAUGGAUGCUAUUGCCACUGCCUGCCCUGACCCUCCUUCCUAUAUUCCCCGCUUUUUCACUAAACACACUGACCGCAUGUGCUUCACUGAGCGUGUGUUAAAUGUGGUGAUAUAUUUGCUAGAACCAGUGAUGUGUAAGCUGCUGUACUGGUGGUUUGAUGAUGUGGCAUCACGGUUCCUGCAGCGCAGCAUCAGUAUGAAGGAGAUUCUAAACACAGCUGCUGUGUGGCUGCUGAGAUAUGACUUCACCAUGGAGAUCCCCAAGCCACUAGUGCCUAACACUGUGUUGAUUGCAGGACUGAACUGUGCUGUUACCCACCCUCUGGACCCGGAAGUUUUGGAGUUUGUGGAAGGAUCAGAACAUGGAAUUGUAGUUUUCACACUCGGCUCUUUAGUGCCAGCAAUGCCAAAGGAGAAAGCAACCAUUUUCCUCCAGGCUUUCAGCAGAAUCCCUCAAAGAGUGCUGUGGAGAUACAUGGGUGAAGUUCCUCAUGAAGUGCCUGGGAAUGUGAAGCUGAUGAAGUGGCUUCCUCAAAAUGACCUUCUGGGUCACCCAAAGGCAAGAGCAUUCAUUACUCAUGGUGGAUCACAUGGUAUCUACGAAGGGAUUUGUCAUGCUGUUCCCAUGGUGAUGAUUCCACUUUUUGGUGAGCAGGGUGAUAAUGUGCAGCGACUGGUCAGACAUGGGGUGGGUGUGGUUUUGAACUUCUAUGCUAUCACAGCUGAUGUGCUCGUCAACACCCUAGAUGCUGUCAUCAAUGACAGUAGUUAUAAAGAGAAGAUGAUGAAACUAUCUGCUCUUCACAAUGAUCAACCAAUAACGCCGCUGGAUCUUGCAGUUUAUUGGACAGAAUAUGUAAUGAGGCAUAAAGGGGCAGACCAUCUACGUUUGGCUGCUCAUAAUCUUAAUUGGUUCCAGUAUCACAGCCUUGAUGUGUUUAGCUUUCUGCUGGUUAUCAUGGUGAUUAUUGUCACAGUGAUGAUGAAAUGGUGCAUGUUAUUGUUAAGAUGCUGCAGGAAAUUACUGAAGACUAAAGAGGAGUAA